Molecule: messenger RNA, 720 nt
Organism: Apis mellifera (honey bee)
Lineage: Eukaryota; Metazoa; Arthropoda; Insecta; Hymenoptera; Apidae
Gene: RsfS312
Exons: 3
Coding region: 64-705 (213 amino acids)
Biological process (GO): negative regulation of translation; negative regulation of ribosome biogenesis
Cellular component (GO): mitochondrion
Molecular function (GO): ribosomal large subunit binding
Source: RefSeq, a predicted model, not a curated record
UACAUGUACUUGAAGUUGAAAUAACUUAAAUCCAGUAACCUAAUUUUAUACGUACAAACUAACAUGCCGACUUUAUCAAAUUUUUUACGAACAAGAAAAUUAUUUUAUGAAUAUUCCAAGUUUUGUGUAAAUAAUAUAAUAUAUUCUCAAGUAAGACAAAUAACAAAAUUCUCAAAUAAACAAUUUAAUAGUGAUAAAAAUGUAGAAAACGAUUCACAUAACCUAGUCGAUUCAAUUAGUACUACUCAUAAAAUUUUUGAAGAUAAAAAUGCAGAUAUUAUUUUUGAUAUUAGUGAAAAACAAGAAAAAGUUAAUUUAGAAGAUUUAAUAAUUGAAGAACAUCACGAUCCUUAUGAAGGAAUAAAUUUAGAACUUACAGGUAGAUCGAAUAAGCAUAUGAAAGCACUUGCUUCUUUUGUUCGAAAAGUAUAUAAAUUAAAAAAAUAUAAAACAGAUAUAUUGGUAAAAAUUGAAGGGAAAAAUUCAAAAGAUUGGAUAGCUUUAGAUCUAGGAAAUAUUAUAUUGCAUAUUUUUUCACAUUCUGCUAGAUUAGAAUAUGAUUUAGAAACAUUAUGGUCAGUUGGACCUGAUUAUGAUGAUAAAAGUAAAAAUAUUACUGAAGAUAUUAUGGAACAAUAUAAUGAAUUUUUAUCUGAUUUAGAACCAAUUGAAAAUAAUAAUGAGAAUGGAAAAUGUGAAAUAUAAAAAAUGAUAAUUACA